AUGAACAUCGAUUUGGAAAAUGCUAUUUGUUAUGACCAAGAACAACGACGUAAAAGAUAUAAAAAAAAUAAUGAAAACGCUCGUGCUCGAACUAAUCUCGCUCAACAAACAGAAAAUUCAUUGCAUUUACCCAAAUGUCAAUUAACAGAAGAAUUUUGUCAUUAUUCUCAAUUACAUGAUCUUCAACAACAAGUACAAUUAAUUGCAAAUGAAGAAAAUGAUUAUAAUGAUAAUGGUUUACAUGAUGAUUAUAAUGCAAUAGUGAAUAAAGAUAACUGUAUCAUUUCUAGUGCUGAAGAUCAUGUGAUUAAUUUUGAAUAUAAUGCAAGUAAUAAUGAUUUUUAUAUUGAUAAUGUUAGCAAUUACUCAACAUGUUAUGAAGAUGAUAAUGAAUCAAUCAUUGAAGAGGUAUGUUUACACGAGUAUACAGAUGUUUCAAGUAAAUCUUAUUGUACUGAUCUAUUGCAUUUAUUACGAGAUGGAGAUAUUUCCAAGUCACAUUCAACACGUCUUGUUACAUUGAUUAAAUCGAUUUUACCUAUACCAAAUCAUCUUCCUUCUACAAUGGAUGAUCUUUUAUCAUUUAUGAAUGUCGACAAUUUAUUUUCUAGGCGAUCUAUUUGUUUAAUAUGUAAACAAUAUUUAAAAUAUAAACAAAAAAAAUGUUCGACUUGUAAAUGUUUUGAUGAAAAAACAAUAGCUGAUAUUUAUGAUGUUAACUUGAAAGAUGUUUUAACAACAUUAGUUAAACGUUUAUCACCAAUUAUAGAAGAAUAUAAACAACAAAUCAAUAAUGAUUUUGAUGAACAAGGAACAAAAGAUAUUCCAUACAGACAUUUAUAUAAAGAAUUAUUAAAAAAACAUUCUUCAGAAAAUAUUAUUAGCUUCAUACUUCAUUUAGAUGGCGUUAGCCUUACCCGUUCAACUCGUCUUAAAAUGUGGUUAUUCAGUGCUUCUUUUGUUGAGUUGCCGUCUACUAUUCGAUAUCAUCGUUACAAUAUGAUGUUAAUGUCGAUUUGGGUUGCAUAUGCAGAACCAGAACCAGAACCACGUAUAUGGCUCAAAUCAAUUAUUUCACAAAUUCAAUCUGUGAAAUUACAAGAUAUUGUAAUUAAUGAAAAAUUAAAUUAUAAAUUGAAAAUUUAUGCCAUCACUGGUGAUUGUCCGGCAUUGAAACUUAUUUUAGAUUUUAUCGGUCAUGGCGGUUACUUUUGUUGUUGGUUCUGUUAUAUUCGUGGUGAACAUAUAGCUGGCAAACGCCAAUACAAAUUUGAAUUACCAAUGAUUAUGCGUGAUCCAGCUGCUUAUGAAGAAGAAUCCUAUCUUGCUCAAGAUAAACAAAUGAAUGUAUAUGGACAUCUAGGUGUAAGUAUUUUAACGUCAAUUCUUGAUAUACCAUUACCUGAUGCAGUGAUAAUUGAUUAUCUUCAUGUAACACUAUUAGGACAUGCAAAAUCUCUUAUAUCAAAUAUAUUUUACAGUUUGAAGCCGAUUAAACGUUUAGAAGUCGAUAGUCGACUAACAAAACAAAAUUUUCCACAUUAUUUUAAUCGAAAAAUGAAAGCAAUAAGUAAUUUUGGUUUCGUAAAAGCAACUGAAUUAAAAAAUAUGUUAUUUUAUGGCGUUUUACCAAUUUUUCAUUUAUAUCUGUCCAUUGAAAAAUUAUCUCAUCUAGCAUUAUUUGUUUGCUUUACUCGUUUAUUACAUGGUCCAUCAAUAGUUGGAUUAGAAACAGGCAAGCUUGCUGAUGAAUUAUUUCAACAAUUUUACCGUGAUCAUGAUGAACAUUAUUAUGGCCUUCAGAAUCUGGUCUUGCAUUUACACACGCAUUUUGCAACAAUGUACCAAAAUCAUGGUGCUUUAUCAAAUAUCGGAUGCUUUGGUCAAGAAGAUCUCAUUGGAUCUGUUGGGUCCAAUCAUCAUGGUACUAGAUAUUAUGGUGAAUCAAUUGCUUAUUACUAUAAUAUCGAUUUUUCUUUACAUAAUAAAUCGACAAGAACAACAACAGUGAAUGAAGCAUUUGAUCCAUUAAAUGAAUCUCUUGAUCAAUAUGAUAAUUUUCAUACUGAAUUAUGCGAUUGUGGACAACUAUAUAAAUGCUUUAGUAUUUAUCGUCGUUUUGUUAUUAAACAACAAAUGUUUCAUUCAUUGAUCUACAAGAAACGUGUUUCUCAUGAUGGCCCAGAAAAGUAUCGAGUUGUCGGUCGAACAAGUGUUCAAAAAAUGUUCAAUGAUAAAGCUGUCGUUUCCAACAUCGCCGGUGAAGUACAAAUUAUAACAUCAGGUACUAUGGAUUAUUGUCGAAAACAAUUAAAACAGAAGGUGCAAGAAUUGGAAGGUGAAGGCGGAAACAACGAAAUUGAUGAAGAAGGUGAUGACGAUGAUGAUGACGUCAGAAGUGACGACAAUGAUGACAAUGAAAUUAAUGACAAUAAUAAUGGUGACGACACGUUGCAUGUCAAUCAAUCAUCAACAAGUCGUUUGAAACGACUUAGCUAUGGCUUUAGUACACCUGCUUUGAAACGUUCAUAUAAUAAUGGUAACUUAUCAUCACGAUCAAAUCAACGUUGCAAUCGUGAUCGUUCAUUGCAAAAUGAUGAUCGAAGUCGAUCAAAAAUUACUGUUAGUCGUGAUCGUGAUGUUAACAAAAACGUGCAUCAUCAUUAUCAAGAAAAAAUUACUGAUAAUGCUUCACGUAUAACGUGUUCCACGCAAGAUAAUAAUUGUUGUUCAGAUACAAAUAUUGAAUCUAUGUUCAAAGAUGAAAUGACUAGUGGAAUGCGUUCGUUAAAAAAAGAAGUUUCAAAGUUGAGAAAACAAGUGGAUUAUCUAACAAUUCCAUCAUUAUCUAAAAACGAUCAAUUAUCAUCAUAUCGUGAUGAAAACGAUAAAGAAAAUUAUCCCGAUGUAGUUUCAUGGAAUGGUAAAAAUUUACUGAAAGUUGCUGGUCGAGAUGUUGGUGAUUAUGGAAGAAAACUUAUGGGGAUUUUAUUUACAGAAGAAGAAUUACGAUCCAGUAUCUUGCCAUCACAAGCUGCAUACAUGUAUCAGAAAAAAAUUUUGGAUGAAGAGCGUUUUCGAAUUUUGAAUAAUGCAAUACGUAUCAAAUAUCGACUAUCAGAAGAUGGUUAUCGUCGUUAUUAUACCAAUACAUUACGUGUAAAAUUAAGUCGAUUUUUAUAUGAUCAAGGGUCAAGAAAAUGGAAGCAAAAAGUAGUAUUACACGAACAGCAACAGCAAUCACCACAACAACCAAGAGCAACAACAGUAAGUUCAACUCCAACUACUGAAUUAUCGUUUACAGCUACACAAGAUAUUCAUAAUUCCUAUACGCAUGGCUGA
Molecule: messenger RNA, 3342 nt
Organism: Rotaria sordida
Lineage: Eukaryota; Metazoa; Rotifera; Eurotatoria; Philodinida; Philodinidae
Source: the annotation of a GenBank genome assembly